AUGUGGUUUCUUUUUCGCAUUUCACUGUUUUGUCUUUUAUGUCUUUUGUUUACAUUAUCAUCUCUUCUCACCUCCUCUUUGCUCUCUCUCUUUUUCCCCCAGACACAUUCUUUCCUAUUUUUCUUUUCUGUUUUCCUCUUUGCUUGUCUUUUACUAUGUCCUCCUCUUUUCUCUUUUUCCUCCUUUUUUCCUUUUCUUUGUUUUUCCUCUUCCCUCCUUUCUUUUUUUCCUUCCUUUUCUUCUGUCCUUCUCUUUCCUCUUUUACACAUUCCUUCUCUUUUCCUCUUUCUUUUCAUUUUCAUCUCUUUCCUCCUCGUUUCUCAUCUUUUCCUUAUCUUUUUCUCUUUCCUUAUCUUUCCUUUUUUUCCUUCUUUUCAUCUUUCCUUCUUUUCAUCUUUCCUUCUUUUUUCUUCUUUCCUUAUCUUUCCUUCUGUUUUCCACUUUCAUUCUGUUUUCCGCUUUCAUUCUCUUUACUUCUCUCUCCUUCUCUUUACCUCUUUCGUUCUCUUUACUUCUCUCCUUCUUUUUACCUCUUUCCUUCUCUUUACCUCUUUCCUUCUCUUUUCCUCUUCUGUCAAGGUGAAACAAUUACUUUACUUCAGGGCUCUUUUGUUUUGUUUUCUUUUAAUGAGAUCAUUACAAGAAGCUGGCAAUUUCCAAUUCUAA
Molecule: messenger RNA, 666 nt
Organism: Acanthosepion pharaonis
Lineage: Eukaryota; Metazoa; Mollusca; Cephalopoda; Sepiida; Sepiidae
Source: the annotation of a GenBank genome assembly